AUGUAUUCUCUGAUACUCCAUGGAAGGAGGUUGAUUGAGUUGCAGAAAUGUCGUCAUUUGAUAUCUGCAGCCCAAAAUCAAAAUCCCUUCUUUGCUUUUUCCAAUUACUUUUCCUCUGCAGCAGAUGUGAGUCGAAAAGAGAAGACUUUCACAGUCUCUUACCUCGUUGAUUCUCUGGGUUUGACUAGGAAAGUCGCUGAAUCAAUCUUUAGGAAAGUCAGCUUUGAGGACAAGGGCAAUCCAGAUUCGGUUCUGGAUCUUUUGAAAAGUCAUGGCUUCACGGAUUCUCAGAUCUCCACCAUCAUUAAGGAUUAUCCACAGUUGCUUAUAGAAGAUGCUGAGAGAUCUCUUGCUCCAAAGCUUCAGUUUUUACAGUCUAGAGAAGAAGGAGCUACUACAACGUCUGAGCUCACAGAGAUUGUUUCUAAAUUUCCAAAAAUAUUGGGAAUCAAAAAGGACAAAGCUUUGAGCGUAUACUAUGAUUUCGCCAAAGAGAUUAUCAAAGCGGAUAAGAGUUUGGAGCACAAGAAAUUAUGUCAUUCUUCUAUGCAACAAGGUAGAGCACAGGAGAACAAAAUCAGAAAUGUAUUGGUCUUGAGAGAAUUGGGUGUGCCUCAGAGAUUCUUAUUCUCAUUGCUUAUAUCAAAAGGCCAAAUUGUGUGUGGCAAAGAAAGAUUCCAAGAAUCCCUCAAGAAGGUCGUCGAGAUGGGUUUUGAUCCGACCUCCCCAAAGUUUGUCCAAGCUCUACGUGCUGUGUACCAAUUGAGUGACAAAGCGAUUCAGGCAAAGGUCAAUGCCUAUGAAAGGUUAGGGUUUGGUGUGGGAGAUGUAUGGGCGAUUUUCAAGAAGUGGCCUUAUUUUCUGAUGUACUCGGAGAAGAAGAUAUUGAGCUCAACUGAAACAUAUCUAGGAUUCACCACAGAUGAGUUAACGACGAUGGUCAAGUGCUAUCCUCAGUGUAUUGGAUACUCUGCAGAGUCAGUGAAGAAGAAGAGUGAGCUUUUGGUGAAGCAGAUGAAUUGGCCACUAAAGGCUGUGGUUUCAAACCCUUCGGUACUUGGAUACAGCAUGGAGAAGACGAUUGUGCCAAGGUCUAACGUUAUCAAAGCUCUCAUGUCCAAAGAACUGCUCGGAAGAAAUGGUGAACUCCCAAAAUUGUCUUUGGUGUUUCUGAGUACCGAUCAAGCUUUCUUAAACAAGUACGUUAGGAAUCACGGUGACAAGGAGCUGGUCCAUGAAUUGAUGGCUGUAUUCACCGGAGGUCGUGUUUCAGUUAACGAGCAACGUUGA
Molecule: messenger RNA, 1290 nt
Organism: Microthlaspi erraticum
Lineage: Eukaryota; Viridiplantae; Streptophyta; Magnoliopsida; Brassicales; Brassicaceae
Source: the annotation of a GenBank genome assembly